CGCCGACGGGCAGCAUCGGUUCAAGAGGAGUAAGGACCGAUAUGAGUGGGUGCACGAUCGGAUGGCGGAGCAGGGGUUUCCGCACAGGUCGGCGGAGUCGUAAGAAGUGGCAGGGCAUGCUGGCAGCAGCGAAGUUGAUUCUCGACAAGUGUGAGAAUGCUUCGAGGAAACCUUCAUACUGUGACAUGACCGUUGAGGAGCGGAAGGCGGAGCAGGUGCCACUAGGCUUUGAGAAAGCUGUGUGGGAAGCGGUGGAGUGGAAACUCAAUCGGCCAUCCAUCAAGUGUGACAAGACGCUGGCGUCCGAGAACGUGCGAGGUAACGCGGGGGGGAAUUCAACGAGCGGCGGUCCAGCGCAGCCGUCGUCAGGGAGGAGUGCUUCUCACGACAAAGCAACGGAGGAUUCAGACCAAGCAGCGAAGACCCGGAGGACGAACACCAACAAAACCAGGAUGGACGACACGAUCAGCAGUGGGACAGCAUUGGGUAGGGCGAUGGAGGACGCGACACGGUUGUACGGCGAGGGUUUGGAUAAGGCCGCUGCCACUCUGGCGAAGGCAACGUCGGAGGCAGGCUCAACGAUUGCGGCGAAGAUCGGUGACGUGGCAGAUGCCAUGCGUGGCGGAACACUGUCCUUGAGAUGGUCGUGGGGGUUCUCGCGAGGCGCGGAGAUCAGGAAUGUGACGUGGCAAUCGCCGGUGGCGGCGACGACGUCGACGGGGGUUGCGUGCCGGCCCGUCACCCUCACUGUCGCUACUGUGGUUCAACAGGUCCGGGUCGAUCUCCACCCUGUGCUCAAUCAUGAGGUUGUGUAGUAUGCACACAACCAAUUAUUCCUUGCGCAGCGUCUCCAAGUUCGCAAUGUGAGUGCGGAUGAAGUUCCUCCAUACGGUCUCCAAACGU
This is a messenger RNA of Chara braunii, 903 nucleotides long. NCBI's taxonomy places the organism in Eukaryota, Viridiplantae, Streptophyta, Charophyceae, Charales, Characeae. The record is from the annotation of a GenBank genome assembly.